UACGCUGACACGGCGGCGGCGGCAUUCUGUUUAUCGCGACCGGCACCGGCUUAUCUGAACGUCAAUGUCCAAAGACGGCUCCUCCGCCGACUUCGCUCAUCGUCUGGUCUUCUCCCACUCGCUGGUCGGCCUUAUCGUUUCGCCCGGCGCGUCCGUCGACACCGUUGUUCGCGAUCCGUUCGAGAAAGCCGUCUCGAGCCGCGGAAACCGACCGUUUGCCCACGUCCCCUGCACGACAUUUCGAUAGCACCAAACGUGAGUUUCCUGUAACCGUGUACGAGACGUUAUAGGACUGCGGAACCAUAUUAUAAUAUGGCACACUCGCUGCGAUUGAUCACCUACCUGGUGCCCAGCCACCCCGUCGAGAUGUACGAGUGCAUCGCCCAUUUCCUGGAAGAACAGCUGAAAGUCAGCGUGACGCUCGUCUACGAGUCCAGAGACCCAAUCGACCUGUACGGCGACGACCGUCCCGAUCCCUUUUGCCUAAAAGAAGUGGACAUAGGUUUUUUGAGCCCGACGCAGUACUUGAAGAUGAAAAGGUCGAAAAAUAUCGAAUUGCUGCCUAUUACACCCGUGUUCGUGCAUCCCAAGAACAAGGCACAGAAACCGGGAUACUUCGCGGACGUCAUUGUGCACACGGAUGUCGGGAAAACUGUCAAGUCGUUUCUGGACCUGAGGGGCUGCAAUUGGGGUUACACGGGAGACAAUUCGCUCAGCAGCAGCGUCACCAUACAGAAGUUGCUCAGGACGAACGGAGAAAACUCGUCGUUCUUCGGCAACACGAUAAAGACCGGAAAUCAUUUGUUGACUGUGGAUAAGGUGCAAGACAAACAAGUGAUCGCCGCGGCCGUCGACUCGACGGCCUUUUACAAUUACAAAAACGUUUUGCACAAGGACGCGGACGACAUAACCGUUUUGGACAGCGUCGGGGCGCUACCCCCGUACGCGAUCGUCUGCGGAAAAUACUUGAACGGAGAUCUGAAAUCCCGAAUCGUGGGCGCCCUGUUGAAAGCCACGAUUACGCGGUCGUGGAAAUUGCAGUUCGAUAGAUUCGGCCUGAUCAAAUUCGUGGAAAACUCGAAUGACGCCUACACCGAGCUAGAAUUCGACGAGCCCCUAGAUGGAAACGGUUUGUCAGCGGUCUAUUAUUGAGGAAACGUAAAUUAUUUAAUGAAAUACUUAAUGUUAUCGUCGAUAAUAGCCAUAAUAAUAUGUCUUCAGUCGAACCAACAGAUUUUUUUUCAAAUAUUAUUAUACCACUUUUUAGAGAUAUGGAGUUUAUUUAUACUACAUCUGACAUCACACAAAUAUUGUAAUAAUAUAUACUAUUAAAACUUAUACUCGUAAAUGAAAAUAUAUAAUAAUGUUAAUUCAUUUUAUUUUGUUAUUUUAUUAGUCUGUUCAUAAUAUAAAAAUUUCAAACGA
This is a messenger RNA of Metopolophium dirhodum (rose-grain aphid), 1425 nucleotides long. RefSeq lists its product as uncharacterized. The record is from RefSeq and is a predicted model, not a curated record. The coding region runs from base 313 to 1152 and encodes 279 amino acids. NCBI's taxonomy places the organism in Eukaryota, Metazoa, Arthropoda, Insecta, Hemiptera, Aphididae. The transcript is spliced from 6 exons.